UGCUGAUACUUAGUUACCACAGCUCAAAACAAUCUCUCUUAAGCUUCCAAAUAUAAUUCAGUAGUUCUUAAAAUGCCUAUAAAGUUUAUUUACCUAGGAUUGCUGGCCAUAAUGUCUGCAGCAGCUCUGGCCUCUGACGGCCCUUCUCUACAAGAUUUCUGUGUUGCUGAUGCCAAGAGUUCCGUUCUAGUGAAUGGAAAGGCAUGCAAGGAUCCCAAGCUUGUUACGGCCAGUGAUUUUUCUUUAGCUGGACUUCAUCUAGCUGGUAAUACCAAUAAUGCUGUUGGCUCAAGAGUGACUCCAGCAUUUGCUGCACAUAUACCAGGACUCAACACCCUUGGCAUUUCAAUGGUGCGCCUUGACAUAGCACCAUCAGGCAUAAACCCUCUGCACAUCCACCCGCGUGCUACUGAAAUCCUCACAGUCAUAGAGGGUACCCUUGAAGUUGGAUUUAUCACCUCGAACCCUGAUAAUCGCCUUCUUACCAAGAUACUAAAAAAGGGAGAUGUGUUUGUGUUCCCUGAGGGUCUCAUUCAUUACCAGAAAAAUAUUGGAAAGUCUCAUGCAGUUGCUAUUGGAGCUCUAAACAGCCAGAAUCCUGGUGUUAUUACAAUUGCUAAUGCAGUGUUUGGGUCAAACCCUUCGAUUCCUAGUAGUAUUCUGGCAAAGGCGUUCCAGGUUGAUAAAAAGUUGAUCCCAGUGAUGCGGACACAAUUCAAGAUUUAAGGGAUACAUUUACAUAUUUUCAAUCAAGAUUCAUACUGUACUACUGAUUAUAUUGAUUCACUGUUUUUUUUAUUGUAAUAUGAUUAACUAUUUAAUCUAUUUGGCCAAUGUCAUCAUAAAAGAGAGUUGCUACUUGCCAGACUUCAA
Daucus carota subsp. sativus is the source of this 873-nucleotide messenger RNA. Its product is annotated as putative germin-like protein 2-1. Gene Ontology annotation, molecular function: manganese ion binding. The transcript has 2 exons. The record is from RefSeq and is a predicted model, not a curated record. Gene Ontology annotation, cellular component: cell wall. The coding region runs from base 73 to 726 and encodes 217 amino acids. Lineage: Eukaryota; Viridiplantae; Streptophyta; Magnoliopsida; Apiales; Apiaceae.